Molecule: messenger RNA, 469 nt
Organism: Racocetra persica
Lineage: Eukaryota; Fungi; Glomeromycota; Glomeromycetes; Diversisporales; Gigasporaceae
Source: the annotation of a GenBank genome assembly
GCUAGGGUUUCUUUUGUGAAAAUUUCUUUUCAACAAUCUGAGACACUGUUUACUCAGAACUUACAACCAUGGUCCUCUGCUUUAUUAACUUUGCUCAUGCAACCAGAAUCAACUCUUAUUUUGUCCAAUGUCAUUUUGACACUUUCUAAUAUGUUUGGAAAAACAAUUAACAAACCAGAAUUACAAAGGGAGGUAACUUCACACCAAGUUCCUUGUUUUAAUACAACUCUCUUAAAUCUAUCUGAAAAUAAAGAACUUUUGCCCACAAUAUUUGAUGCAUUAUCCCAUGUCCUGGAUGGAACUUUUGAUCAUGGAUCAUCUGUUGUCCAAUCUGCUGCUAAUUGUCUUGCGAGUAUAAUAAAUACAGGUGGCAAAACCAACUCAUUUGCUCAUUGGAAGUCAAUUUCAUUAAGAUUAAUUGGAUCAUUAAAUUUCCUGUUGGAUCGAUUAUUUGAUACGAUUGAUGAAG